AACGUAUUACAAUGUGUUCCGUGACUGUUUCUAUCAAUUCCAUUCCGUGAAACAAAACAAGCCUUCCUCUAACCUCUCACUUCUUCUCUAGUAGUUUGUGUCGAAAAUGGGUAUCGACAUAAAUCACAAAUAUGACCGUAAGGUCAGAAGAACUGAACCUAAAAGUCAAGAUGUGUAUCUUCGAUUAUUGGUAAAGCUCUACCGUUAUUUGGCUCGUCGUACUGGUGCCAAAUUCAACAAGGUUAUAUUGAAAAGAUUGUUUAUGAGCAGGAUAUACAGGCCCCCAAUUUCCCUAUCUAAGGUUGUUAGAUUAAUGAAGAAGCCUGGCAGAGAGGGGCUCACAGCUGUUAUAGUUGGAACUGUAACGGACGACUCCAGAAUUUUUGAAAUUCCUAAAUUGUCCAUUUGUGCACUUCGUGUCACUGAAACUGCCCGAGCUAGAAUCCUCAAAGCAGGUGGCGAAGUUAUUACUUUCGAUCAGCUAGCCCUCAGAUCGCCUACUGGCAACAGGACUGUCUUGAUUCAAGGCAAGCGUAAUUCACGUGAGGCAGUGAAACACUUUGGUCCAGCUCCAGGUGUUCCUCACAGCCACACUAAACCUCUGGUGAGAUCAAAGGGACGUAAGUUCGAGAGAGCAAGAGGACGCAGGAAGUCGUGCGGAUACAAGAAGUAAUUUUAGUCUUAUAACUUGACUUCUCUGUAUUUCGUUUAUGUUCAAUAAAUUUUGAAU
Leptinotarsa decemlineata (Colorado potato beetle) is the source of this 730-nucleotide messenger RNA. It is a transcript of the gene RpL18, whose product is annotated as Ribosomal protein L18. Gene Ontology annotation, cellular component: ribosome; cytosolic large ribosomal subunit. NCBI's taxonomy places the organism in Eukaryota, Metazoa, Arthropoda, Insecta, Coleoptera, Chrysomelidae. The record is from RefSeq and is a predicted model, not a curated record. Gene Ontology annotation, molecular function: RNA binding; structural constituent of ribosome. Gene Ontology annotation, biological process: translation.